AUGAAUGUUCGGGCUAGCUUACGAGGACUUCCAUUACAAUUGAGGAAAGAAAACUUAUCUUUAGGAUGUCAUGAAACGUACGUUAUGCAACGGCCUGAGACUGAAAUUGGUGUAGAUAUUGAUAAAGUUGAAACUCUAAUAUCAUUCAAAAAGCAAGGAGCUCAUCUUGUACCUGCUUCUUUCGAGGAUUACAAGAGCCUCGUGGAGGCUGUGAAGCUGGUCGACAUCGUAAUCUGUGCAGUUUCCGGCGUACAUAUUCGGAGUCACAGUAUUUUGCUUCAACUCAAGCUUGUUGAAGCUAUCAAAGAGGCUGGAAAUGUAAAGAGAUAUAUACCAUCUGAGUUUGGUAUGGAUGCUGCAAAAAUGAAGAAUGCAAUGGAACCUGGAAAGGUGGCAUUUGAUGACAAGAUGGUGGUGAGGAAAGCAAUUGAAGAGGCUGGAAUUCCAUUCACUUGUGUCUCUGCAAACUGUAUUGCGGCCUAUUGGCUGGGAGGCCUAUGUCAAUUUGGAAAAAUCCUUCCUCCUAGAGAUCAUGUCAUCAUACAUGGAAAUGGCAACCUAAAGGGAAUAUAUGUGAAUGAAGAUGAUAUAGCAACCUAUACUAUAAAAACAAUUGAAGACCCCAGAACCCUCAACAAGAUAAUCUACAUUAGUCCUCCUAAAAACAUUCUUUCCCAAAGAGAAGUUGUGCAGAAAUGGGAGAAGCUUAUUGGGAAAGAACUUCACAAGAUUACUCUCUCUAAGGAUGAUUUCUUAGCCUCCAAAAAAGUGCUUGACUAUGGUCAGCAAGUAGGAUUAAGCCAUUAUCAUGAUAUUUUGUAUGAAGGAUUCCUUACCAGUUUGAAGAUAGGAGAUGAAGAAGAGGCAUCUAAACUCUAUCCAGAGGUUAAGUACACUACUGUGGAUGAGUACCUCAAGCAAUAUGUAUAAUUGAAAUGAAAUUAUAAUUGUAAUAAAUUAUAUAUGUGAUCCAAGAACAUUAAUUUGCCUUUUAUUUUUGAAUGCUAACUAUUUUAAUAAAUUAUAUACAGAGUAUUCAUAUUA
Messenger RNA from Olea europaea var. sylvestris, 1044 nucleotides. RefSeq names its product bifunctional pinoresinol-lariciresinol reductase-like. The coding region runs from base 1 to 930 and encodes 309 amino acids. The record is from RefSeq and is a predicted model, not a curated record. Gene Ontology annotation, molecular function: oxidoreductase activity. The transcript has 5 exons. NCBI's taxonomy places the organism in Eukaryota, Viridiplantae, Streptophyta, Magnoliopsida, Lamiales, Oleaceae.